AUGAGAUACAUGAUCUCCAGCUUCUUCUCUUCCACAAGGUGAGUGCCUGUCAUAAACAAGUUACAUGAACCCCAGUCUCUUGAGCGGUGAGACCUUUCAGGGACUUCAAGCUCACACCCGGGCUAUUUCCCCUGGAGUGAAGGUCACUGGAGACCAAUGGCAUUUCUGUGCGAUAUGGCUUUAUUGGCAUAUAUGUACAGGCUGAGCCUAGCACUGGGUUCAUCACAGAGUGCAAGACAAGUAUGCGUGAGAUUGUUAAUGGAAAAGGAAUAUAAAUAAAAUAGAAAAAUAUCUCAAUCCUCCUGUCUCGAUCAUGAUGAAUCCACGUCUCCUCCCACUGCUGAAACAAAAUCGGAUUUAAACAAAAAACAAAACUCAAGUGAAUUUUCUUAACUGGAAUUUGCCUCUGGAGGAAAGAAAACCAGGAGUUGACUAUAUGGUUAAGGCGGGGGGGGGGGGAGGCGAAAAGAAAACAGAGCAGAUGAAAGGGGAGAAGGGGUAGGAGGGACAAUCGUUGGCUGUUGUCAAGAAAAAGUGUUACCUAGCAACUUUGACACAGUCGGGGGACAAAGAAGGCAGACUUUUGUUAUGUACAGAAGUGAGAUUAUUUUUGCAGCCUUUGGCCAGACAGUAAGUCAAAAGGACACCCCACUCCCCACAUGGAUGUGGCAACAGCUUAAAUGGUGAGUCGCUCCUUUAUAAAUAUUGAAUAAGAAGCACAUCUGGGGUUUGUUGUUGUCUUUGUUCAAAUGCCAUAGCUGCAGGCCAAAUUAGCUUAUGCAGAUCCUUUAAAAAACAAUUGCUUUCUGAGAACUCAGCAAGGGGGGCGGGCAGAGAAGAAAGGGAGUGAAAGCAAUAAAUAUACUACCUCCUAUAUCAAAUUUCCAUAAGUAUCCUGCAACGGCUUCAAAAACAGCUGAGAGACAAGAGCACUUUCUUUCUGCUUCUUACUAGGCAUUUAAAUUAAUUGCAUACGGCUGCUGACUAUGGACCACCUUGAUUUCCAAGCAUAUGCAGUAUAUUUUUUCUUGUUCUGUUUGACUAACUGCUAUAAUUUCUUUUCACGUCUUGUCCCAUAUUCAUCUCGGAGACUGGACAUUUUAUGUAUUUGUUGCAUAUGUCUGUUGGAUGGUGGCUCAAUUAGGGGCCCCUCCAGACCUGUUUUAUCACAGGUGUAUUCUGCAACGCUUUCUUGACACGACAAUAGUGCAUUAGUUGUGAACUUUUUCUGCUCUUCUCUGUUCUGGGAUGCUGCCCCAACACUACCACACUACUGCUGUCUGGAGGGGCUACAGUGCAACAAAAGUGGGCAAAAACAAAUGAGAACAUGUAUGUUUUAAAAGGUGAUGGGAUUUCAGCAGGAAUUUACAGGCUAUGCCCUGAUGGGAAGUGAAGCAGCUUGAGCACCCCAAAAGUUUUGCAGCUUCAAACACAGUAUUCAAAGCAGUAUAAUGUCUGACUGCCCCAAAAGCACCAUGAGCAGAAAUCAUCAUGAGUGUGGAAUAAAAAGGAAGUGCCCACAGUUUCAACAGCCCCCCCUUUUUUGCAAAAUAUUUUUUUUGAGAAAGUUUUCAACAUAAAAUACAAUAAAAACCUAUCUAAUCUAAAAAAAGAAAAAGAAAGAGAGAAAGAGAAGCGAAAAGAGACAAUAAAAAGCAAGAAAUAGGAAGGUGAGAGAGAAGAAAAAGAAAUAAAAAGUACGGUAGUUGCAUCAUAUCCUUUAUCCAUAUACAGAAAAGUAGACCUUCCUAGCUCUCGCCUGAGAACUUCUGUUUCUUACUCCAGCCUCCCACCCUAGGAGAUCCUUUCUCCUCUGUCUCCCACACCAGCCAGUCAUGUGACCCUUAACAAAGAAAAGGAAGUACAGUGGUACCUCGGGUUAAGUACUUAAUUCUUUCCGGAGGUCCGUUCUUAACCUGAAACUGUUCUUAACCUGAAGCACCACUUUAGCUAAUAGGGCCUCCUGCUGCCGCUGCGCCGCCGGAGCACGAUUUCUGUUCUCAUCCUGAAGCAAAAUUCUUAACCCGAGGUAAUAUUUCUGGGUUAGCGGAGUCUGUAACCUGAAGCGUAUGUAACCUGAAGCGUAUGUAACCCGAGGUACCACUGUACAAACUUUCCAUUAUGGGUGAAAUUGACUAGAUCAGAAGCUGCUUAGGAUUCGGUUGAGUCAGUUUCCCUAUUCUUUUCACUUCCAUAGGACAUGAAGAAGCAACUCCAAAUGCGAGAACCCUAACCCGUUCCCACAAAUUACAUUUAUACAUUGACCAGCCUACUGAAGCUGGAUCAAGACCAGUGCCUCCACAGGAGAUGGUGGCAAAUAAAGAUUUGUCAACACAGUCUGAAUCAGACUGUGAGUGAAGUAGCUACCUCUUCACUGUGUCCAUUCAGUCAACUCCCCUUCCUCCUUGCAAAUUCUUCCUCAAAAUCCAUUCUCUCUUACAAGGACUUUCCUGGUCCACCACAGGCUCACCUGUGCUUUCUACCACUAUGUAAGCAUCCCUGGAUGGUACGGGCCCAUCUGCACAACAUAAACCCCUCUCCACGGUUGCCUUUUCUGUAAGAGGCGCAGGCAGAGAGUGAUGAGAAAUAGGACAUUGUGUCAGUUCCUGGCAUGGCCUUGAGACAUUACACUGCAUUGCACUAAAACUUUUGCAAUGCCACAAAAGGAGACCAGCCUGUUCUCAGCACUAGGUGUACUACAUGUGUACAAGCUCAUCAGAAGAACUGCUGGAUCAGUUCCACAUUGUGUUUUCCACAGUGGCCAACCAGAUCUUCUAGAAGGUCCAUGAACAGAGUGUGAAGGCCAACCACUAUGACUCACUCCCAGUAGCUGGUACAAACUACCACACUACUUUUGAAUCAGGAUGUUGAAUGUAGUCAUCAUGGCUACGAGCCAUCGACAGACUUCUCCGUGAAUUUCUCGAAUUGCUUUUUAAAGCCAUCUGAGCUGGCCAUCAUCAGAACCUGGCAGUAGCGAAUAGUAUUAAUUGUGUCUUAUACGGAGAAAUCCUGUCUUUUGUCUCUGCUACCUCUACUUUUUUGAAUCUGCUAUCAACCAAUUUCUGUGGCUGACUCCCAGAUUCUAGUAGUAUGAGAAAAGGGGAUAUAUGUUUCUCCAUUUUUCCCAUCUAUGCAUAAUUAUAUAAACCUCUAUAACAGCCCCACUUAGUCAUAUAUCUAUUUUUCUAAGCCAAAAGGACUCUGGUGUUUUCACCUUGAUCAUUUGGGUUUCUCUUCUCUGCCUCUUUUCCUACUCUAUUACAUCCUCUUUGAGAUGCUCAACCGGAACUGUACACAGUAUUUAGAAUGAAAGAAAUGUGAAGGCAUCUGCCCCAUCCUUGCCAAGAAUAAAAAACAAAAGCAACUACCUUUGUUGCUGAGACAGUUCGCUGUCAUGAUAGGAUGGUGAAAUUUGUUUUUGAACUGAAGGGUGGAGGGAAGUAUUUACUUUCAGUAACAACGGCACAAUCUAACCAAAGCAUCAUUGAUUUCUAUAGAAGAGUAGUAGAGCAUGUGCUUAAGUCAGAGGUUUUCAACCUUUUUGAGCCCACGGCUCCCUUGACCAACUACAUUCUUUCUGUGGCACUGUGAUGCCUGGGACUUGGGCUCAGAACCAGAGGAGUCUUAGUCCGCACUGAAUCCUUUGCCUCAGUCGGCAUCUGAACCAAGUCUGGGGCUUGAUUCUGAAGAGCCCCAGUCUGCAAAGGUUCCCCUGCAACAAGCACCAGCUGAGCCAAGUCAGGGGCCUGAGCCUGCCCUGGCUCCAGAUGCAGGGAUUACCUUGUUGCCUUCAGCUGGGCAACCACUCACAGCUGCUCUGCUUCCAGUUGGGUCAGGAGAGGCUGAGGCGGCCUCUGGGUCUAGUAACCCACCAAUAUUUCCGGAGCUGCAGAGACUAAGGUCUGAGAGAAGGAGAGACCCAAGUGCUCGCCUUCGGGCGAGACAGGGAGUUGAGUCACCAGGGGAUCAGGACUGGCCGUUACCCCGACAAAGAUAAAAGGCUGCCGGACCCCACCCCAGAUUGCGGGACCAACAUUGCUGUUUGCCAGAACCUGCCUGAGACCCUGUGCCUGACCUAGCCUUAUUUCCUGGUGUCCUGCCUUGGCUCUGUCGGACUGACUCCUCGUGGAAUCCUUGGAUUCAGGGCCGGACCUGGACCACGUUGCUCAGGUUAACCCCCGGGCCCAGCACAGACACCCCUGUGGGGUCAGGGGCCCAGUUAUGUCACCCCUUGCCUGCAGAACUGGCAGUCUCUUACCCUUUUCCAAACAACCUCCCUUGUGGAGUGUUUCCUCAGCCUCCUUUCCUUGAGAGUCCUUCAGGCAGCCGCCGCUGCUGCCCCUGGUCUCUGCGCUGCGUCCCCACCCCACCCCCACCAAAGAGAGAUGCCUCCUCACACUGCCCCACAGGGGCCUGGGACUUGUCUGCCCAUUUCCAACAGCAAAGGCUGGCAGACUGGCUGUCUGGACUUCCUUGCCCACUUCCUUCCUUGCUUGCUUGCUUGCUUGCUUGCUUGCUUAAUCCGAGGCCAUCUCAGCUCCUGGCAACUGCACCCCCUAGCCAGCCACAGAGGCACCAUACACCUGGGGAGCUUAUACCCAGGGCUGCUGCAACAAAGAGGUACACAAGCCUUUGGGAGGCAGAGAUGCGAGAAGGCAUCAGAGGAGGGAGGGAAGGAAAGAAGGACCGAGGCCAAUGUUGCCUGUGGCACCCCUGGCCACCACUCAAGGCACUCCAGGGUGACAUGGCACACUGGUUGACAACCACUGGCUUAAGUAUAUUCCAUUGAAAGGGGGGUUUCAAUGCUCUUCAGAUGGAUGAUUGCAUCUGUUUGUAAACCAAAAAGUGUGAGGGUUCAAGCCCACCUGGAAGCUGACUGAGGAAUCCUUUCACCCAAAGUCAGAAAUAGGAAGAGCAGCUGCAGGGAGUCACUGGUAAGAGGGGACAGACUUCAGAGAUAACACUCUUUUCCAUUUGGCUGGGAAACGGUGCUGGGUUACACUUGAUAUGGGAAAGCCAGGUCCCCAAACUGAACAACGGUUUCAACAAUAAAUUCCAGGCCUGGUGCUGCUCAAAUCAAGACCCUAAUUGGCAAUCACAUUUCCAUGAGCCUAAAUGGUACAUGCAAUAUCUUUCCUUGAGUGAAAAACAUAUACCAGAGGUGGGGACUACAGUAGCCCAGAUGUUGAUGGACCCCAACUCCCAUCAGUAACAUGUAGGGAUGAUGGGAGUUGUAGUUCAGCCAUAUCUAAAGGGCCACAGGUUCCCCACUCUUGCUAUGUAUCAUCAUACAUGUAGAAUAGGAAUAUCCCUGCCCAGGAAUGGUAGCAGCGUUUGAAUAAACAGGACCUAGCAGGGGCUAGUUAAUAUUGCAGUGCAAGUUGCAUGAUCACCAUUCACAAAUUCUGAUUACUAUCAAUGAAGAAAGAUUCCAGCAUUCACCUCCAGUAAUAGCUGUUGGCUCUGUUCACCUCCGUUGGGCAAACAAAACUUUGAAACCAUAACAUCUUAAUGUAAUUAAUCAGCUGCUUUCCAUAUAGCACAUGCUGUACACAGGCCUAGAUGGAAACAUCAUCAAAGCCAACUUAGGCAGCGCUGUGGGGCUUCAAGAUAGCAUCAUUAAACUGAGCUGUGUUUCUGAGUUUCUGUUUUCGUUUUGAUAAGAUGCUUCAAUGCUUCUUCACAAUUGCAUCUCUUUUAUUGAUGCUGACGGUGCAACGUGUGUGUGUUGAACAGCACACAAUCCUUUGAGACAAAGAGCUUGCUGGGUCUUCAGAAUAUGAUCUCAGUGGCACGGCCAAGACUCCAGGUCACCUUUCAAAACUGUCAGAAGGGAGGGUGUCUUUAAAUGGCCAGUUCUUUUGUUCUUCAGCAGACCUGUUGCAGACUCUGUUUCUCAAGUUCUCGUUCAUCUCAUGACUCAGGCUCCCUGUCAUAGAGUCUCUGGCAUUAAAACCUUUCCUUCACACCUAUGCGAGAUUGUUCACAUCUUCCUUACUUGUGGCAGUCUGUUUAAGAGUGGCUUUUAAGGUUAGUACAACAUUUGGGAUUAUUGACUUCUUUAUAGAGAGAAAAAUACAAGAACUCGCCGGCGUUCAUCUAGACAUUGGAUUCAAUCAAGUUGGUUGGAUUCCCUGGAGUGUAAAAGAUAACGUGUAACAGUUAGGCCAGAUCAGAGCAAAAUCAAUGUAUUUUUAAAGGCAUUCACUUCAGUGGGAGGGAAUAGAAAUGUUUUAAACUGUAUUGGCUUCCAGACAAUGUGUUUUUAUUCAGAAUUUAUUCAGAUUUGCUUGUUUAUACAGCAUCAUGUCAAGCAAUUGUUAUCCCACGCUUUUUCACUGCUUUUCCAUUGCCUUCCUUGCUGUAGAAAGUCAGGUUAUUUUUGAACCAGGCUUAAUGUAUAAGAGCACCAGAUCCAAAACCAUUUUAAUUGCACAAGCUGAAUUUGCUGCAAUUCUACUUGCAAACUCGCCACAGUCUAGAAGCGCCCUGUCUCACUAGAAAUGGGGGUGUUUGCAAUUAUUUAAAGUUGUUUGUCAAACUAUUUUUGCACGCCUUUGUGGAUUUGGAACAAGGAGCCUGGGUACUACGUAAGCAGCCAAGGGAACCAAAUUUCACUGUUUUCCUAGGAGAGACAUCCUUUAGGCAUCCGUUGUUCUGCAAGUUGUAAAAAAAAUUUUUAUAACUUUGCCUCUUCUCUUUUUACUCAGGACCAUCUACGAAAGAGGAGAUGGGGGAUCUGAAGAGUCCAUUUGCCAGCCCCUUCACAGGCAAAGACAUCACUGUUCUGGCAGGGAAGCUUAAACACAUGGCCCUGAAUACCCCACUCCGUUUCAGCGCUCAGGCCUUGAGACCCCAUUCCAAGAACAGCGCUCGGUUUGGCUGCCUCAGCCAUCACUCUUUCUUCUCACGGCACAAUCCCCACCCUCACAGAGUCACUCAUAUUCAAGGUAAACAGGCAGCAGUGCCAUCCUGUACAAGUCUGUUCAGAAGUAAAGUUCAGGCAUGCUUUUGUUAGGUAAUGAAAAUCCGAAAGCGCUUAAAUAAAUAAAUAAAAAUGUGCAAAAGUUGCAGCACAAAAUUGCUGCUUAUAGGUGUAAAUUACAGUGGCAUAUUUAUGUGCUUUGCAUGCAAUAGAAUGCAAAAAGUACAAUGUGUGACAAUUCAAUUAGCUCUUUAAGGCAUGCAACAACUACAAAAAUUCCUCCGGUAAUUAAUACCCUAAUGUAGGCUCACCACGCCACAGAAAGAGGCUGUGCAUACACCAUACAUUGAAAGCACAUGACCUCCCCCAAAUAACACUGGGAAUUGUAGUUUGCCAAGGGUGAUGGGAACUACAGUUCCCAGGAUUCUUUGAGGGGCGUUGGGUGCUUUCAAUGUAUGGUGUGUACAUAGCUGGAGUCUCACCUUUCAGUAAGUUUGAAGGCAGAAUUGGAGCCUUCAAAAUCCGAAAUGGAUUCCAGAAGGGAGUUCUAAAGACUCAGAAGGCACACAGGUGAAGAAUCUGAGUCUAGGAAAUCCUUUCUGAAGCAGAACCAGGUAGCUCCUCCAAUCUCUAGCUUAAGCCAGUUUUCUUCUACAGUAUAAUGUGAUUCUUUCCUGUGCAACUUACCCAUGGAUGCCUUCUUCUGUUGCAGGUUUGAACGGUGCUCCUGUUUGCACAGUUAAUGACGAGUGGUGCGAGCAGACCAUUCUGCCACCUCACCCAAUGAUAAAGAGUCAGAUUCGUGCUUCUAUUUUGGGGGCACCUGGGGCUCAGAUACCCAUCGGAGACCCACAACCUGUUCCAGUCCCCUGGCUAUCGACAGGUUAGUACGCAACAGGAAUAUUUCCAACGCAAGCGCCACACUCAGACUUGCACAACUUUCCAGGGGUGCACACUGGCAAUUUGCAAAACAAGAGUUUUUUUGGGGGGACACCUCCCAUUCACUUCAAAAUGAGCUUUCCCCCACUAUGCAAAUAGCCCACAGGGGCCUUGAUCUGGAUUGGGGCUAAUAGUUAAACCUUCUACACACACACAUCUAUUCCACAAACAUGCUAGGAUCUCAGUCUGGAUCAUGUUCCUCAUGCUCAAAAUUUGUGGGAUACACACACACACACACACACACAUAUAGGUAAAGGUAAAAGACCCCUGGCCAGUUAAGUCCAGUCAAAGGCGACUAUGGGGUUGCGGUGCUCAUCUCGCUUUCAAGCCAAAGGAGCCAGCAUUUGUCCACAGACAGCUUGCCGGGUCUCGUGGCCAUCAUGACUAAACCACUUCUGGCGCAACGGAACACCAUGAUGGAAACCAGAGCACGCAGAAAUGCUGUGUACCUUCCCGCCACAGCGGUACCUAUCUAUCUACUUGCACCAGCAUGCUUUCAAACUGCUAGGCAGGCAGAAGCUGGGACAGAGCAACAGGAGCUCAUCCCGUUGUGUGGAUUUGAACCGCCAACCUUCUGAUCGGCAAGCCCAAGAGGCUCAGUGGUUUAGACUACAGCACGACCCGCAUCCAAAUAUCUGUGCAUAAGGGCACAGAUCUGGAGCUGGUGUAUUUUGUAGCUUGGUGCUUAGAUCUGAUACUGAUAAGAGUCUCCGGGUGAAGACUUUUUCCUGCCUGUUUGGACAAUUACAAGGAAGCCUGCCUCCAAAGGAGAGAGAGCUGUUCGCACAGUCCUGAUAGUCGUAUGAAACAGGUUUUGGUGUGUGUAUGAUUUGUUGCCCCGUCUUACGAUACCACAGAGAGCACUACUGUCAAAAAGCUCAGCUUAGCUUCCUUCCGAGAUCCACUUCACCACCUGCAAUCUAUCCUAAUCAACAAGGGUUGUCAAUGCUAUUAUAUCACAGACUGUGCCAUUAAAUAUCAUCAUGAUGAAUAUGCCUCCUGAGGACACGGUGAUUAAUAGCACCCGCAUUAAAGCAGAAAUGGGGGGGGUGCCUGUUUCUUGAGCUGCCUUGCGUGAUCUCAGCAGGCUGUAAUGUGGUUCUCAGCUAUUUCUGAAUCUGCAUCAAAUUAUUGCCAGGGGUUUAACAGAUUCCACUUGGGUUCACAUCCAUACCAAUAUAUACAAAGCAUUCUUAUACCACUGUCUUAUACCAUUUUCAACAGCCAUGCCGUUUGUUAAGGGUGCUGGGAAUUGUAGCCCUGUGAGGUCAGCACCCUUAAACAGCACCCUUAAAUAAACUUCCAAGGUUUAUUUGGGGAAAUCCAUGGCAAUUACAGUGGUAAAAGAGUGCUUCGUCUGUAUGGCGUGAAUGUGGCCUCGUUUCCGAUCUGUUCCCGAAUGUUCAUCAAGUUGCUGCUGAAUGUUCAACAGCAUUUGAAACAAUGAUCUUCAGUCGUAACCCAAAGGCCAGGAUGCCUCUGUCAAAACUAGCAUAUAAGAAAUAAUAGAAUGAGCAUGCUAGUUUUGAAUGCACAAGGGGUUUUCGUGUAGUGGAACGUUCAGUCCGCCUUCUGAAGUGGUACAGUCCAACUGCCUGCUAUUAAUAUAUCACACAAGACUGCCAGUCAUGUGUUUUGCCUAUAAGACUGUUCCACACAUUACGCACAGAGGCAAGCUCAGGGAGGGAAGCUGCAGCCGAUCCUGGCUCCCACAUGACCGCAUCCCAGCCGCUUUUGUUUUUAUUUCGAAUUUGCCAUCUUCCUCAUUCCUCCCCUCUCUCAAGCAGGUUCUUUGUCCAAUGCCUGGCGAGAAGAAUUGAGGGAACUUGCUGCAAGAGUCAGAGCCGCCUCGUCCACUGAGAAAAAGGAGGCAGUGAGUAGGAAAGGGUGGCGCAUUGUGAUCCCAUACCUUGGGGCUGAUUUGCUAAGGAAGGGGGUGAGCCCAACACUGGGAAUGAAAGUAACCAAGUACAGUGGAUGGGAGCAAAAACAGUCCAGCACAAUUAUUUGUCCAGAUAAUGAGGAAAAAUAGCACUGCUGUUUUCCAUUUUGUAACCCUGCUGAGACUUGGGCCGUCUUCUUUAGUGAUUCUUUCAGAAGAUGACAACUCCUCAUUUUGUUCAUAUCAGAAUAAAUUACUUCUCAUUCAAAGAAUACCCAAAGACGAGUUAGUGGGAUGCUUAACAUACAGGGAGGGGGUGAUAAGCCCAUGGUACAGUGGAUUGGUGUGUCUGACUGUUAACCAGAAGGUUGGUGGUUUGAGCCCACCCAGGGAUGGCAGUGGGCAGGAUUCCUGCAGUGCAGGGGAUUGGAUGAGAUGGUCCUCGAGGUCCCUUCCAACUUUACAAUUCUAUGAUUUUAUGAUAUAGUUACAUGAUGGACUUCUGUUGAAAUGAAUAAGCAUGCAUAACACUCCCCUUCAGGGGGCAAGGAACCUGCAACUUCUAGAUGUUAUUGGACUCUCAUCAUCUCUGUUGGCUAGAACUGAUGGGAGCUGGAGCCAUCAUCUGGAAGGGAACAGGUUCCCAAACUCAGCUCCACCAUGGGCUGGGCUGAGACUGAAACUCCAAGAAGCUAAGAAGAGCCUGCUGGAUCAGGCCAAUGGCCCUUCUAAUCUAACUCCCAUAGUGACCAACCAGGUGCCCAUGGAAAACCCAUGAGAUCUAAGCAACCUCCAGAUUUAGGGAUGUCAAUACUCUAAUCCAUCUUACUUCUCUGAACUCGGAGGCUAAGGUCCAAUAUCAGAGGGCAGGGCACUGUGGAAAGACUGGGGUGGUUCCUAGGCAAAGAAUGGCAUGCAGUUGCUAGCCUUCCCAUUGUUGAAACAUUGGCUCCAACUGACUUUCUGGAGCAGCUGCCUGGGCCAAUUCUCAAUUAAAUAUUUGUGGCCGGUUACACAAGGCCAACCAACUACACGCCACUACCACCACCUCUAGUUUUGUAAGGGUUGGUGCUGAAACUCUACCGGAGGUCAGAAUUAUGGAGCAGCAGAAGACUAGCACAACCAAAAUUUGAGCUUAUCCUCAAAUACAGACAAUACUGGGAGCAGCUUGUUCCAACCUAACCUGGAUGAUGGCUCAAAAAUGAAGUGCUGCCCUUUCUGGGAGGAGUUUUGUUCACCCAGCUCAGAUUCACUGAGUGCUACAAACCACUCAUAUUUAGAAACACAAGAUUCAAGGCUCUGUCUUUCCAUAUCAAUCGUUUAAAGCCGCAGCUCAGUGGUUCAUUCACACACACACACACACACACACAUAGAUAUAGAUAUAUACAGAAAAGUUGGGUGUCUCCCCCUCUCUCUGCCGAGCAGUAGCAAAAGUCCAUAAGGUUCCAGGCACUCGCCCAGGGUUUGGGCUCCUUUGGAGAACUGAAAGCAGCGGAGACCAUUGUAGCUUUAAGAAAUAUGAUCCCCCCCACACACACACCUAUUUAGUCUGCAUGGAUGGAGUCCAGAUUUUAUAGCAUGGUCAUCUCAAGAGGGUCAGUGCAGCACUCAGUCCAAGGCAUCUCUCCUAAUUAUACCUUCCUAAAAACUAAGCCUCCUCUAUUCAGUUUCGUUCUUUUGAUGCUUUGAAGUACUCAUGAUUAGGUUUCACCUAACAAAGGAGUUCCCCUGCCUUCAUCAACACUUGUUGAUUGACUAGGAUUAAAGAUUGGUAAGCACUUAGAACAUUUACCUCUUUCCAUGCUAAUUGCUGAUGCUCAGAAGUAGGUACACACAUUCCAAUACACAUGGAUCUUGAUUAUAUUCUCGACAUUGGACACAGUCUUUACAAAUAACCUCUGAUUAAACCUCUUGCAUAACCCCUUUCUAAUGCACAUUGAGACAGUCUUGCAACAUAUCCCAGUUAUAACAUACAAGUUCUAAUUACAUUCUUUUCAUUCAACCUAAACAUUUAGCACCACAGAUCUAUCUAGAUCCAUCCAUCCAUCCAACUAUACACGCACACACUCUCACAUGUACACAUCAAUCAAUCAAUCAAUCAACCAACCACUCAAUCGUGUUUAACUUUAAGUCAUUACAAAUCUUUCACACACAUAUACACUGUUGGCCACCAGUAGAUGGCUCACAAGCCUCAGCUAUAAAUAAGGAUGGCUUAUUUUGAUUUCAACAUCUAGUACUUUCCCCAUGUCAUAUUUUGGAGUCUUACGUAAAUUUUCUUGAUACUGAAAGGCCACACCUUUAAAUCACUAUUACAACAUUUAACAGUUGUGGCUUCCCCUAAGGAAUCCUGGGGGACCCCUAUUCCCCUCUCAGACUGAUUUAACAGUGCAUCUCUCUUUCCAGGAGACUCUGGGAACUAUAGUUCUGUAAGUGGAAUAGAAGUCUCUUAAGGACUUUCAGCACCCUUAACAAUCUACAGUUCCCAGGAUUCUUUGGGGGAAUCAGUGACUGUUAAAGUGGUAUGAGGGCACUUUAAAUGGGUCCAAAAUGCAUUCGCAAUGGUUUCUUAAGAAAUGUGUUUCCUUUACUGGAGCAAAAAUAGGCUCCUGAGUUUAUGUCUAAGUUAAAGGUUCCUUAUCAGAUCCAUAAUCAGAGAAUUAAUUUGCUGUAAUAUAUGCUAAUAGUGAAUAUGGAGCAGACUGCAAACUCAACUCAGCAAGAUCAGAGCAUGCUCAGUAGACAUGGAAUGCCGAUUGACAGAUGAGAGCAGGUGGGAAAGGAGAACCUGGGCAGGAGGGGAGGGGAAUGGAAUGGAAUGGCGUAUCCUGAAAGAGGGUAUGGCUAGCUUACUACAACUCUGGACAGGAGCACUCUACAUUGCAAUAUUUUGUGUCUGACUUGUUCUUCCAUGUCCAGUUCCUCUACUGUAGCUUGUUGUUGUAUUUUAAGGCAGAAAAGUCUCGGAGGGAGACGCAAUACUCAGAAGAAACAGGACGUCUCAUCCCACCUCCCUCUCGAGCUACAGCUUGCCAUUCGUCCCGCCGUUUGCACAGGAACAAUGCCAGGAAUAAAGGCAAGGAUGCGACCCUGCUCUUCCGGGACCAAGAACUUAUAGUAAGCCAUGCAUGGGGGGGGAAAGGGGGCAAACAGACCCUUCUUUUCUUUUCUUUUAACCUGUACCACAAACCAAUUACAACUAUUUUCCUGGAAAUUAAUUGAUGGAGUAAUAAGAAAAGUUUCUGCUCAAAGCUGAUUAUAAAUUAAAUUUGAUAAUUGAUGGAAUAAUAAGAACAGUUUCUGCUCAGAAUGGAUUAGAAAUUAAAUCUGAUAAAGCAGAUAAUUAUCACACAGAAUUGUUAUGUUUCAUUUGCUUUGGGGAAAAAGUUAGGAAAGCAGCAAAGUGCCUGGAGAUGUUUAUCUUUUUAUAUACCAUUUGGUUGUAAGAAAUCUAAGUGGAUUACAAAACUAUCAAGUAAAACAUUAAUAAAAAAAACCAGUUAAAAACAGGUAUUUAAAAACAUUCAAAAGAUGAUUAAAAUGAACAGUAACCAAAAAAGAGAUAAGUACAUGUAGUUUGCCUAAACAACAAUGUUUUAAACAAGUUCUGAAAAGAGUACAGCAAAGGAACCUGCCUGGUGUCAAUAGGUGAGGGGGUCCAAAGUGUAGAUGCUGCUGAACUAAAGGAUUGAUUUCUUACAAUUGUGGAACGAGUAUUAUAUGGCAUCAGUAACAGCGCCAGUUUCACAAAUUCAAGCAGCUGCAUGUGCUUAUAUGGAUUAAGGUGAUACUUCAGGUAAACUGGUCCCAAGCUGUUAAGGGCCAAUAGUAACACACUGAACUUGGCCCAGCCCAGCGGCAAAUGGGCAACUAGUGCAGAACUCUUUGAAAAGAAUAAAACCUGGUUCUAAAUAGCUACUGUCUGAAUGCCCAAGUAGAGUGAGUGCCCAAACAGACCGGAGAUUCAUAUGACACAACUGUUGCUAGGCUGUGUAACUCAGGCCUGCUGCAUGCUAACCUGCCUGUUUAAGAUCUUAUUCUCAACCCCCACCCCCCAGAGAGUUCAUGUCUCUCCUCUUGAAUACACAAAUCGAUUUUGUCUGGUAGAACUGGGGAAAACUGGCCUUAGUCAACUUUUCCAUAGCCCAUCUCCCAACUUCCAAAAGAUGUUGAGGCAUCUCCCUGAUGGACCUGACUGACUAGUUAUUGGCAGGCCACAACCACCUGUCAACCAAGGCCCUCCUGGAUCAGAAACUCUUUCAAAGAUUACUGUUGCCAGUCCCUCAGCAUUACUGCUACCUUAUACCUUAUAUUGGUAUUAGGGUCCUGGGCAUACUUCUGGCCAGACUCAAAAGGGAUAUUUCCCCUUAACAUGCCUAGAUCCACUUGGCUCAUGCUGCAUGUGUGCAGGGUUUGACAGAGAAAAGCAAGCUAUACCUUGGGCUCUGGGCUAGCUCUGUCCCCUCAUAAGUGUUGGACUCUGAGAAAGCACACCUGUCUACAGAUUGAGGGGUCCUAAGGGGAGUGUGGUGGCAACGGGGAAGAUCUCACACUGCCCAUGGCAUUAGGUUACUCUCCAACACCAAGUAAAAAUUCCCAGGACCUUUCCUGGAAUUCCUAAGCAUUCUAGCGUUGCCAUAUUUUGAAGAGCAAAAAAGAGGAGACUAUGACGGCCAUUCAAAGCAAAUAAAUGCAAUGUGACUCAAAUUAUACCCCUGAAAAACAGGGAAGCGGGUGGCGCUGUGGGUUAAACCACAGAGCCUAGGACUUGCCAAUCAGAAGGUUGGUGGUUCGAAUCCCUGCAACGGGGUGAGCUCCCAUUGCUCGGUCCCAGCUCCUGCCCACCUAGCAGUUUGAAAGCAUGUCAAAGUGCAAGUAGAUAAAUAGGUGCCUUCCGGCGGGAAGGUGAACGGCGUUUCUGUGCGCUGCUCUGGUUCGCCAGAAGCGGCUUAGUCAUGCUGGCCAAAUGACCGGGAAGCUGUACGCCAGCUCCCUCGGCCAAUAAAGCAAGAUUAGCGCUGCAACCCCAGAGUUGGCCACGACUGGACCUAAUGGUCAGGGGUCCCUUUACCUUUACCUUAUACCCCUGAAAAAGAGGGUGUGUCUUGGAAAAAGAGGACACAAGGCAACCCUAAUUACCCUAAGAUAGGUCUCCAUACCUUGCUGCCUGCAAGCUACUAGGUAUAAAUGGAAGCCCACCAAGGGUUUGACCAGCGUCCUCAUUCUGACCCCUGCCUGGGACUGCAGGAAGAGGCGUGGGGAGAUUGCACCAUAGGAACAACGAAUGGUAAGGUAGGGCAAAGUUCUCACCAGCAUAAAAAUUACCGAGAUAAGCCUGUGUGUAUACCCUCUUGACCCUGUUGUUUCAAUGUCACUCCGACCCCGGUUGUGCUGACACUUUCCCACUGUACUCUUCUGCCAACAGAUUUUGGAGCUGCUCUGUCAGAUCCUGCAGACAGAUUCCUUGACUGCGAUCCAGCAAUGGCUGCUCAUGGCUGCGCAGAGGGGUAAGGUGUAUGCAGAGCCUGCAAGGAGCAAAAGCCUUUGGAAAUUUGGAUUAACUCUACUUUGUUAUCAGCUAUCUCCCCCUAUUAACACCUGUUGCAGCUCAGUGGGUUGUUGUCUAAUGCAUCGAAACACUCAGGGCACGCAGCACGUUUGCAACGCCACCUCGAAGCAUAGGCCUUUCCACACAUUACAACACAGCAGCACCCGGAUGCAGAAUGUGCAGCCGACAAGUCAGUGCUGAUUUUCUGGUCAUUGUUUCCAGCUAUGUCUCAUUUGCAUAUAGCCCAGCCAAUGUGGUCCGUGAGUUGGUACCCUGCAUUACCGCAAUGCGCUCUGUGUGGUGCCACCCUUAGAACUGGCCUGGGAGCUGCAGCUAGUGCAGAAUUUAGCAGCUCAGCUGUUGAGUGGGCUGGGUCCAGUGGCAGAGCAAGCCGAUGGGGCAGCCUGGGGAUGGGGCCAGCCACCCACAGGGGCGGGGCCAGCUGGAGCAGGAUGCUCCACAGAGCCUAAGAGGAGUCUGCCUGCCUCCUCCCACUCAGCUGCCCUACAGCAGCUGUGGGCGGACUGUUUGGGGCAGCAUGGAGCCUGCGGGCACUUAAGCCACUGCAUCACUCCCAGGAGGGACGCGUGGCUCAGGCAUGCUGCAGGCCCCGCGAUGAGUGCCACCUGGCAGUUUGUCACACACACACCCUCAGUGGCGACACCCAGGGCAGGGCAGCCUGCCCUCACCGCCCUCCCCUUCCUCCACCCCUGGCUGGGCCAUCGAAACCGCACACAUCACCUCUGCUGAAAUAUCUGCCCUGGCUGCCAAUAUGCCAGCAGGCCAAAUACUUUACUUGCUGGACCACCUCACUCCAUAUAGCCUUGCCAGACCACUAGAUCAUUAGGAACAACACUUUUGCCAGUGGUGCAUGGUGGAACUACCAGGAAUAGGUCCUUAAUAGUGGCAAUGCCAAAAGCAUGGAACUCCCAACUGAUAUUAAGCAAACACCUCACUAUUAAGCAUCGGACACUUAAAGCUUUUUUAUUCAUUCAGGUAUUGUGACUCAGCUGUGUUCAAUCUGCAUAUUAUGAACAGUUUUCUUUGUUUUAUUAAGUUUAUGUUGUUUUAUUAGUGUCUUAGGCACCUCACCCUUUUUGUGACUUAGCAGUAUAUGAACCUGCAUGAUGAAUAAACAUAAUAAAUUAGAUUCCUAGAUAUGCACCUAAAUUAGCAACAUAGGAAUAAUUCCUAAGUGUGGUUCAGGCAUGUUAACACCUGUACAACGCCUUCCUCUAAGGAAGUCCCCAAGUGACUUUACAGCCAAAGUGAAAAUGCAAUAAUAAAAUCACAUAAACGUUAUUAAGCACAGUCCUAUCACCAGGGUUGCCCAAAUGCCUGGGGAAACAAGUAUGUCUUUGCCGGAUGCUGAAAUGAUGACAAAGUUUGUGCUAGUCAGGCCUCCCUGAGGAGAGCACUCCAUCAACAAGAGGCUACUACAAAGAAGGCCUGUUCUCUCAUCACCAACCCUCAGAAUUUCCAAAACUUGGGUCUCCAGCUGUGAAUAAAGACUGGGCCCUAUUUGUAUCUCAUAUGCAUAAAAUGUUUCUUGGAUAAUAUUUUCACAAUGCGCCCUUUAUUUGCAUCAGUGUGUCCCAAGCGUGUGUCUCUAGCUGCUUUUGGACUACAGUUCCCAUCAUUGCAUACCACUGGUCCUGCUAGUUAGGGAAGAUGGGAGUUGUAGUCCAAAAACAGCUGGAGACCCAAGUUUGGGAAACCCUGCUCUAUCUAGAUCCCCCUCAAAUAUCUCAAGGUCUGGGCAGGUUCAUUUGGUUAUUUACAAACUGAUAGUUUUAUAUGGGAAUGAUAACUUGUGGGCUAAUUCUUAUUUAUAUGUGAAAUUGCAUGCAGAAAAAAAAAGAAGGGCAGCUGGAACAAACCUAUUUAUUUUACCUUAAAACUGUGCAGGUGAGAUCUUUUGAUUCCUAAACAUGUCCUCUCCUCUCCCUGCAGAAAAGGACCUUGUCAUGGGAUUGUUGCAGACGGCCACUGCCAAUUUACAUCUUGAUCCUCAGGAGCUGACCACAAGCAUGGAAAGUGAUGGAAAGCAUCCAUCACAGUUGCCCCCAGAUACUUCAGGAUUUGCCCCCAAACAACGCAGCCUUGGGAGAAAUCAUGUGUCCAGGUGCCCUCUUUGCAAGUCCUUUGAAUGUUUGCUAAAAUGAAUUUCUGUUGCAUAUUACAGAAAAUAACUAGACACGUUAUGGGGGAAAGUACUUCUUGACACAGCACAGACUUAAAUCAUGGAAUUUGUGCCCACAAGAGGUAGUGGUAGCAAGCAACAUGGAUGGUUUUAAAAGAAGUCUAGACAAAUUCAUGCAGGGUAAAGCUAUCAAUGGCUACUAGCUGCCCAGAGUGGCUGGGACAAGUGGCUAGGAUGGACUACAAUUAAUACAUUCUCAUUAUUGUUAUCACCUUCUACUUCCAGUAGAGCGUCAAACCCACUGGUUAUAUGUUAUAUAAACACAGGGCUGAAUUUAGGUUUGAUGAGGCCCUAAGCUACUGAAGGUCAUGGGGCCCUUUAUAUGUCCAGCUUUCCUUUGUCAACAACCAAUUGUCACUGUUUUUUGUGUUGAAUAUAUGCUAUACGGUAAUUUAUGGGCCUAAUAGGUAUCUAAAGCCAUCUGCACAAACCAAAAUAUGUAUUUUAUCAAAGUAAUGGUUGAACUGAAAUACAAUUAAGAAGAAGUAUAUUAAUAGUGAAAUUGGGGGAGGGGGGCAAGAGAGUGGGGCCCUAAGCUAUAGCUUGUUUAGCUCAUAUGUAAAUGUGGCACUGCAUGAACAUUAGGGACACAGCCAGCGGACUGCUAAAGUCUCCCCAGCAUCAUUCCUGCUGGAAAGAAACCAUUUAAAGGGCUAUGCAAAUGCUGAAAAUGAACAGAUUGUCCAAGAUGAUCGCAAAAUGACAAAAGUAGUUUUCAUGCCAGAAAUGUUGGUCAAGGUGCGUAGCUUCUCUUAUAAUCAUGUUGGCCCUGGUUUAUUUUGUUGCAGGCUGUCUGUUAUGAGACAAAAACAAGAACCUAUCCCAGAAGAAGAAAAGCCAGGUAAAAACAAAAACAAAAAAAAAACCCUGUAGAAAAUGCUGUGUUUUCAUUGGAAAAUGCAAAGCAUUAAGUAGGUGUCCCUGCGGCAACCAGUGGAAAUGUCCUGCGUAGGGAUCUUAAGCAGGAAAUUAGCUGCUGGAUGUGCUUCAGGUGGGUUGAGACUCAGACUCGAGACUCAGAAUAAGCCAAGGGCAGUGCCCGAUUACACAGCUCAGCUUCCAACAUGUUCCCAUCAAACUAUUUCAUAUGAGGCCAUCUGCGCAGGGUAUGCUUGCUCCUUAGGCUCAGUGAACUACCCUAAGGUGGAGGAGCAGGACUGCAUAUGUAUUGUGUAAGCACUUAAUGUGGAAUUAUGCUUCAUCCCUGCUUUGUGCAUGCUGAACCACACAGAGAGCCAACAUUGUGCCCUCCUGACAUAUAAUUACAGCAGGACUUAUAUAAUUACAAAAUGGAUGGCACAAUCAUUUCCUGUAUUUCUAAAGAAGGAAGGUGUUCUCACCUGGGGCCUAUGUGAAGUCAAGCCUUUGGUGAGCUGCAUCCAGAAAAGCGAAAGAUGCUGGCACUUCCUCAAAAAGCUUCAGGUUUAUCAAAGUGAUCUUUGACUUAAGCAAGGUUUUUCUGUUUGCGUUUUCUGUCGUGGCAGUGGGCCCAGUCCAAAUCAGCAACGCUCCUAGACAUAGGACAUGACUUGAUAUUUCGUAACCAGCAACUGGAGAAAGAAAAUUAGCCAUGUAUGCUUCCCAUGGGACUUGAUAGAUAUUUGUAAUUAACAUUCCUUACUGGUGAAUGUGACCUGUUUUUAAAUAACAGGCUCCCUGAUCCUUCAUUGAAACGGAUUGAUACUUUACUGUUCUGUGGCUAACAAAAUUUAACAAAAUUUCUCCUGCAGAUUACUUUUCAUGAGCGCUUCCCAGCAUUUUGGUCUCAAGUUUAGGUUUUAGUCCGUUCCGGCCUUACUCUUAGACAGUUUGAGGGGACUCCUUCAUACUUCAUAUAUAUUUUUGAAUACCAUUAAAGGGGUGAAAAAUUCUCUAUUACUAUUUCCCCAUCCCCACACACAACUGAGUGGGCCUUUUUGAUCUUUGACCUCAGGCACCAAGUUAACUUGGAUUAUCUUUCCACUUUAUAUUUGUAUAACCCUAUUGAAUUGUCUGCUGAUUCUGGCUUACUUCGGUGGAUGCAAGCAAUCAGCCAUCAUUCAUACCUAUGCUACCUAGUUGCCCAAAGGAGGUUUGGAAGUCUGGUGGUAUGCCUUUAUAGUGUUUAGGGGAGCAAAUCUGGGCAGGGGGUUUACAAAAAUGUGGCCAUAAUCUCUGGUUCUCAUUGUUAAGUUGUAGGUGAACAUAUCAGACGACACAGCGAUUCUUCAAACAGCUCUUGUUUAUUCACAGGCCAGAACAGAACUGAACUGAAGGGUUCAGUCAGCCUGCUUAUAUAGAGCUCCAGUACAUCGUAACUGUAACAACUUUUCUAAAACUAUCCAAUCACUGAACGUCACUUUCGAUCCCUUAUUUGCACAACUAUCUACAGUAUCCCCCUGCUGGCCCAGGGUGAGAACUUCAGUACAUAACACUCAUAUCCACUGGAAACACAUUAACCAAUCCAUCUCAUUUGUGCUUUCCAUUUUCAGUGCACAUUGGCUCUGCAGAGGUUCUCCAGUUUCACCCCUCUGCAGAUGAAAAGCAAAACCAAUCAGACCAAACCAAUUAG
This is a messenger RNA of Podarcis lilfordi (Lilford's wall lizard), 20045 nucleotides long. The record is from the annotation of a GenBank genome assembly. Lineage: Eukaryota; Metazoa; Chordata; Lepidosauria; Squamata; Lacertidae.